AUGGCGCUUGCUGAUGCACUGGAUUCCCACGAGGAGCAUUCUAAUGAUGACGCAGAAUAUGAAGACGAUUCCCAGGAUUAUGAUGAAAGUGAAUCAGCGCUCGAAUUCACUAAUUCUACAUCGUCUGACCUGAUCACUUUGAAGUUGGCCAAUUAUGAGCAAAAUCAGAUCGAUAAAAGCCGCCAAAAAGCGCAAGCAAAUCCCACAGGCGAGGGGAAAGACAGUGACACCUGCCAAGAAACCUGCGCGAGACCGGCUGAGAAUGGAUUCUACUUCAAUAAAUCGGGCUUGUUACGUCGACUGGCAGCUGCCUUACCGAAUCGUGGAAGACGAUUACCCUUACGGCGGAUCAAGACAUUAAAGACGUUCCUAGAUCAAGAGGAGGAAGACCCGAUAGAACCGGAUGAUGAACAUCACACCAGUGAACCAGCUUCUCACGUGACACCGUUGCCGAAGGGGAAAACAGUUGUGCAUGAGGUCGAGAAGGAAGAUGAGGAAGAGGAUGCGGAGGAGGAGGAGAUGCAGAAUGCGAACGAGCACGACAGUGAACCAGGUCAGUGA
Messenger RNA from Echinostoma caproni, 561 nucleotides. The record is from the annotation of a GenBank genome assembly. Lineage: Eukaryota; Metazoa; Platyhelminthes; Trematoda; Plagiorchiida; Echinostomatidae.